This is a messenger RNA of Penicillium daleae, 1656 nucleotides long. RefSeq lists its product as uncharacterized. The coding region runs from base 1 to 1656 and encodes 551 amino acids. NCBI's taxonomy places the organism in Eukaryota, Fungi, Ascomycota, Eurotiomycetes, Eurotiales, Aspergillaceae. The record is from RefSeq and is a predicted model, not a curated record. Gene Ontology annotation, biological process: protein phosphorylation; intracellular signal transduction. The transcript has 3 exons. Gene Ontology annotation, molecular function: protein serine/threonine kinase activity; ATP binding.
AUGAACUACUCUUCAGUAGUACCUUCCUUUUUAUCCCACGGACCCGACGAUGCAACACUCCCAGUUGGCCCCGCUGCCAAGCGACGUGCCCUUUCGCAUCGUCUCCAAAACAAUCGGCCAGGGCGCGUAUGCUUGCAUCAAAAAGGCCGCCCCCUCGACUCGGAUAAUCCCGUCUUCGCGGUCAAGUACAUCCACAAGGAUUACGCGGCGCGCCAUGGCAAGAUCAGUGCUAGGCAACUCUCCCUAGAGGUGACAGUACACAAACACGUCACAGGGCACAACAAUAUCAUCAGCUUUUAUCAGACUGGCGAGGAUGCGGUCUGGCGAUGGAUUGCGAUGGAAUUGGCCGAGGGAGGGGAUCUGUUUGAUAAGAUCGAGGCCGACGAGGGCGUGGGAGAGGAUAUUGCCCACGUCUACUUUUCACAACUGAUCAGUGCCGUGAGCUUCAUGCACUCGAAAGGCGUGGGACAUCGUGACAUCAAGCCGGAGAACAUGCUUUUGACCAGUGACGGGAAUCUGAAGAUCGCAGACUUUGGUCUGGCAGCGCUGUUCGAAUACAAGGGCGCAAGGAAGCUCUCGACCACUUUCUGUGGCAGUCCACCUUAUAUUGCCCCCGAGGUGAUCACCUGUAGUACUCGUGGUCAGAACAAGGGAUCGGGGUAUCAUCCAGAUUUGGUCGAUAUUUGGUCAUGUGGUAUUGUCCUAUUCGUCCUCCUCGCCGGUAAUACACCAUGGGACAGUCCCACGGACGAUAGUUACGAAUUUCACGAAUACCUCACGACCAAUGCACGACCUAGCGACGAGUUGUGGCAGAAGCUGCCCCCGGCCACUCUAUCCUUACUUCGCGGUAUGUUGACUGUCGAUCCCAAGAGUCGCUUCUCGCUGGAAGAUGUGAGAAGACACCCCUGGAACACUCGAUCGAACAAAUAUCUGUCACCAGAUGGGAACAAAUUGAAGGACCCCGUCAAUCUCGCCACAUCAAUGUUUGAAUCGCUGCACAUCGACUUCAGCCAAGAUCCCCUCUUCCAGAAGCGGCCAGGCGCCAGCCGAAGUGACCCCAUGGAUGUGGAUAUGGAUCAGGAGGUCAAUGCAUCCGGCGGCAUGUCCUCUACUCAACCAGAGAUGGCGGGUGGUAACAUGGUUAUGGAUUGGCACACGCCACACCUGGCCGGCGAGUACUACUCCACACAACCCACGGGCAAUCCCUUCUCAUCCCAGGAAAUUGAGAUGUCAGCCCAGCUGGAAGACGAGCCUUCAAUGUCCCAAUUCUCCCAAAAGCCUUCGGUGCCUUUGAGUCGAACCCAGAAUGCCAAGGUAUUCCAAGACAUUAUCCCACCUCGCUCACUGACGCGCUUCUAUUCGUCAUGGGAGUUGAAGCUAUUAGUCCCAUUGAUCUGCGAAGCUCUUCACCGACUCGGAGUGCCCGUUCCCUCGGUCCCUGCGGUUAGCUCUGGGGACACAUCUGCUAUGAUCCGGGUGAUUGCCAAAGAUGGUAGGAUGUGUUCACUUCAGGGCAAGGUACACAUUGAGUGCGUUUCCGAGGGUCUCUUCGAAGUCGAGUUUGUCAAGAUCAAGGGUGAUCCGUUGGAAUGGCGUCGAUUCUUCAAGAAGGUGACUAUUCUUUGCAAGGAUGCUGUUUUCAAGCCGGAUGAAUAA